Molecule: messenger RNA, 3413 nt
Organism: Notechis scutatus (mainland tiger snake)
Lineage: Eukaryota; Metazoa; Chordata; Lepidosauria; Squamata; Elapidae
Gene: PRKCH
Product: protein kinase C eta
Biological process (GO): protein phosphorylation
Molecular function (GO): diacylglycerol-dependent serine/threonine kinase activity; ATP binding
Source: RefSeq, a predicted model, not a curated record
AUGUCCGGAGGGAUGAAGUUUAAUGGGUACAUGAAGGUGCGCAUUGGGGAGGCUGUGGGGCUCCAGCCCACCCGCUGGUCACUCCGGCAUUCCCUGUUCAAAAAGGGAUACCAGCUGCUGGACCCCUACAUCACAGUGAGUGUGGACCAGGUACGUGUGGGACAAACCAGCACCAAACAGAAGACUAACAGACCUACUUACAACGAAGAGUUUUCUGCCCCUGUCAAUGAUGGGCACCAGCUGGAGCUGGCAGUCUUCCAUGGCACCCCUAUUGGCUACGAUGACUUUGUGGCCAAUUGCACGGUGCCCUUUCACGACCUGCUUCAUGGCACAGGCUCUUCUGACAGCUUUGAAGGAUGGGUGGACCUGGAACCUGAAGGGAAAGUAUUUAUAGCAAUAACCCUCUCAGGCAGCUUCACCGAAGGAACACUCCAGAGGGACAGGAUCUUUAAAAACUUCACGCGGAAACGUCAACGGGCCAUGCGCAGGAGAAUUCAUCAAGUCAACGGACACAAGUUUAUGGCAACUUAUAUGCGGCAACCAACGUACUGCUCACACUGUCGGGAAUUUAUCUGGGGAGUAUUUGGAAAGCAGGGAUACCAGUGCCAAGUUUGCACCUGUGUUGUGCACAAGCGUUGUCACCAUCUCAUAGUUACAGCUUGCACAUGCCAGAAUAAUAAAAAGAACAUAGAUAUGAAGUUUUCUGAGCAGAGAUUUGGAAUCAAUAUCCCACACAAGUUCAGAAUCCACAAUUACAAAGUGCCAACCUUCUGUGAUCACUGCGGCUCUCUCCUCUGGGGAAUCUUGCGACAAGGGCUUCAGUGUAAAAUGUGUAAAAUAAAUGUACAUAUUCGGUGUGAAUCCAAUGUAGCUCCAAACUGCGGGGUGAAUGCAGCAGAACUAGCCAAGACGUUGGCAUGUAUGGGACUGCAACCUGGAAAUAUCUCUCCAAAUGGGAAGUUAGUCUCAAGAUCAACAUUGAGACGCCAGAAAAAAGACAGCACAAAGCAUGGCAAUGGGAUGGUGGAAGUCUCAGCCAGUAGGCUUAAAAUUGAAGAUCUAAUAUUUAUCAGGGUGCUCGGAAAGGGCAGUUUUGGAAAGGUAAUGUUGGCUAAAACAAAAGAGACAGGAUAUCUUUAUGCCAUCAAAGUGCUGAAGAAAGAUGUCAUUCUUCAAGAUGAUGAUGUGGAAUGCACUCUAACAGAGAAGCGGAUCCUGACUUUAGCAAGAAACCAUCCUUUCCUCACCCAGCUUUUCUGUUGCUUUCAGACCGCUGAUCGCCUCUUCUUUGUCAUGGAGUUUGUGAAUGGAGGGGAUCUUAUGUUCCACAUCCAGAAAUCCCGUCGCUUUGAUGAAGUCCGAGCCCGGUUCUAUGCUGCAGAAAUCAUUUCGGCUCUCAUGUUCCUUCACGAGAGAGGCAUCAUUUACAGAGAUCUGAAACUGGAUAAUGUGCUGCUGGAUCACGAGGGCCACUGCAAGCUGGCAGAUUUUGGAAUGUGCAAAGAAGGAAUCCACGAUGGGAUCACCACCGCCACAUUCUGUGGAACCCCUGACUAUAUUGCUCCAGAGAUUUUGCAGGAGAUGCUUUAUGGUCCUGAUGUUGACUGGUGGGCGAUGGGGGUGCUCCUCUAUGAGAUGCUUUGUGGCCAUGCUCCAUUUGAAGCUGAAAAUGAGGAUGACCUCUUUGAAGCUAUCCUCAAUGAUGAAAUUGCCUACCCAACAUGGCUCCAGGAAGAUGCAGUGGCAAUCUUGAAAGCUUUCAUGACAAAGAACCCUAAAAUGCGACUUGGCAGUAGUGCCUUGGGGGGAGAGAAGGCAAUUCUCCUGCAUCCAUACUUUCAGGAACUGGAUUGGGACCUGCUAAACCAGCGCCAGAUUGAGCCACCUUUCCGACCUCGAAUCAAAUCAAAAGAAGAUGUCAGUAACUUUGAUCCUGAAUUUUUAAAGGAAGAGCCGAUCUUGACUCCCAUUGAAGAAGGAAUACUAUCCAUGAUCAACCAAGAGGAAUUUAGAAACUUUUCUUAUACAGAUCCAGAAUUAGAGUCUUAGCUCCAUGUUGACUGGACUCUCUAUUCAGCAACAAAGAACGAUUGGAAUAUGGGAUUGCCUAGACAGGACCAUCCAACAGGCAGACUUAUAUUAUGCAUCAGAGUAAAGAGGAGGAAAAUGAGCUCAGCAGGAAGAAGUAAACAAAUGACGCACAAAAGAGGAAUGAGUAGAGCUUGUUAGCUCUGAAAGGCUACUAAAGUAACUUUGUAGUAACUGUGGGGAAUUUCUAGAAAGACAAAACCAACUCUGAGCCAAAACUACCUUUCUGCAGCACUGAUUUCCCACAAAAUAACUCAGUUGAACUACUUUCUUCAAUCAAGGAAGCAAAAAGAGAAUAAGGCUGACUGGUUUGAACGGUAUUAGGGAAAGGUUACAUGUGCUACCACUUUGCUUAGAGGUUAUGGGUUCAGGUUUCCUCAAACCUGACUGAGUACACAUCUGUUAGAAAUAUUUUGGGCUUCCAUUUACAAAUAUAUGGAAUUACACAUAUUGACAGGAAGGAAAGAAAAAGGGAGAGGGAGGGAGGGAGGGAAGGAAGGAAGGAAGGAAGGAACGGUUCCAUCAUCUCUAUCUUUAUCAUUAUCUACCAGAUCCAUAAGAAAAAUUGGUGCAGAAGGGGAAAUCGGCUGCGGAAAAAAAUUGUGAAUUUUUUGGUCGGAACCCGAUUUGGUCGUGGUCAGAAGCGUUCAUGACCAGAGGUUCUACUGUACUGGCAAUCAGUUCAAAAAGGGGAACACCACAAUGCACUCUCGUGUUAAGGGACAUGUGUCCAUGUGAAGGAACAGGAGAAUCAAUCCACCUGCUACCUCUGCAUUAGAAUGAGGGAAACAUUAUCUGCAAAUUUGUAAAAUACUGAGGUUUUGUAUAUUUUGGCUAAUUUAGUUUUUAGGGGUUUCUUCUUCUUUUUUAUGACUUUUAUUCUUUUCUCCUGAAUUUGCAGAACAAAGUGCAGCUGAUUCUGUCUUUUUAUAUAAAGACAAUUUUACUUCGAUUCCCUUUACUAACUGAUGGCAUUUCUGACUCUUAGCUGCUUGUUUUUUUUAAAAAAAUUGAAAUUUAAAAAAUGUAGCGGUUAAAUUAUUUGUCCACCUAUAUGAAGGGCAAUACACUGAAGCUAUUUGUAACUUAAUUCAUGUUCUAAAAACGAAUUAAGAGAACCCACACAAUAUUUGAUAUAUUGUGGACAUGUGAUGUCUUUGCCUCGAGUAACACGGAGCUAGGAGACUCUUGAUCAAGCCAGGAAAUUUAAUCUGUUAUUGUUACUAUCUAUAUCCAUUUUCAAAGCAUGUAAUAAUAUAUGCAAGUAUCCUGGUGUUACCAGAUUCUGCUUUAUUGAUCUCCAAGCACAUCAAUCCACACUUUAA